Messenger RNA from Gossypium raimondii (Peruvian cotton), 1568 nucleotides. RefSeq names its product myb family transcription factor PHL5. Lineage: Eukaryota; Viridiplantae; Streptophyta; Magnoliopsida; Malvales; Malvaceae. Bases 252 to 1205 code for a protein of 317 amino acids. Gene Ontology annotation, molecular function: DNA binding; DNA-binding transcription factor activity. The record is from RefSeq and is a predicted model, not a curated record. The transcript has 7 exons.
AUAUCUUAAACCUGGAGUCAUUGGGGGGUAUGAAAGAGAAAUUCUCUACCAUACAUCUUUAAUUCAACACUGCCAUGGUUGGUUAUGCUUCAACCCCUUUUCUUUGAUCUUUGCACGUAUUCUGUGUGGCUUUUAAUCUUUUAAGCCGUUCAUAAUAGAAGGAAAUGAGAUACAGUUUCCUAUUUAUGCAUCCCAAUUGAACAGUAGAUUCAGAAAAUUGCAUCUAUUAGCUGCUGUGGUUAAGAUUGUCAAUGAACACCAAGAGGACUGAUUGCCAAGAGCUAGCAAGGCAGAGCCUUGGAUUCAACAGGAACUGCAACCUUCAACCUGCCAUGGAGGGAGUGCCACAACAGCUAAAUCACGGAUCAUCAUCAUCCAAUCCAAUUAUGAGCGGUUUCCAGACCCCAGCAUAUGCCUUUAAUGCAACUGAAAGACGCAUUCAAUUGGAUACUUCUUCUUUCUGCCCCCAACACAACAUUUACUCUUCCAUUGAAUCGAUUGCUCAAGAUGAACCCAACUAUGAUUUCAGAAAUACAUUGCAGUCCUUAGUAAAAUCACAAAUUUGUUUCGACCAAUACCAGAAAUCCUUUGAAAGAUCCUAUAAAUUUCCAGGCAGCAACGCUAAAACUCACUUUUCCUUUCCUUCCCGAGUAAAUCAGGAUCAAAGGGCUUAUUGUAAUAAAAGUAACAAAACACGAAUAAGGUGGACACAGGAUCUUCAUGAAAAGUUCGUGGAAUGUGUUAAACGUCUGGGAGGAUGUGAGAAGGCAACCCCAAAGACAAUUCUGAAACUGAUGGAUACUCAAGGUUUGACCAUCUUUCAUGUCAAAAGCCAUUUGCAGAAAUACCGUACUGCAAGAUACAUGCCAGAAUUUACACAAGAGGGAAGAACAAGCACAACUGAUUUAACUCAGAUUGAUGUCAAAACUGGUUUGCACCUGACGGAGGCAUUGCAACUUCAGUUAGAUGUCCAAAGGCGUCUUAACGAACAAUUAGAGUUUCAGCGAAAUUUACAGUUGAGAAUUGAAGAACAAGGAAGGCGACUAAAGAUGAUGAUUGAUGAGCAACAACAGAAGGCAAAUGAAAGUCUCCUAAAAAACCAAGGUGUGGACAUCAAACCCUAUGAACAUGAUCCAUCAUUUAGCGACCUUGAUUCCUCAAUUGCAGAAACUUCAGAAAAUGUGCUAACUUCCGGUCCAUGUUAGAGCCUCGAAAAGACUGUCAAAUCCAAUGCAAAGCCAUUCUUGGCAUGUCAACAAAGCACAACAACAAGACUGUCAAAACUAAAACAUAAUAAUAAUACAAAUGAGUUUCAACCAUGACUUCAACCACUCAAGACUAUGGACAACUGAAUGUGUGUUCAAUUAUUUACGUAAUAAAUACUUUGCCCUAGAACUCUUUUUUUUUUCUUUCCUUUAAUAGUUUGCCAGUAAUAAAGUUAAAUGAAGUUAGAAUUUUUUCUUUGAUAAACAAUUAAUAUAUUUUUUGUUCGAAGGAAAAUAAUAUUUAUAUUUUGUAUUGAUGUACUGUUAGUAUAUAAAUACAUAUCUAUUUAUUUUAAAGUUUUA